GCGCGGACAGACUGUGCGCGGCGGCCCGCGGUGCUCCGGCGGCGGCAGCGCUCCGGCCGCCGGGAGGGGGAGGAGGCGUCAGGCUCCGGCGACGCUUUGCCGGUAACGAGGAGGAGCGGAGCGGUUAGCGAGGAGGAGGGAGGAAGGAAGCAGCGGCGCUCAGUCGGCCCCGCAGCGCUGCCGCCGCCGCCGCCGCCACUUCCCCGCUGGGCGCUAAGCCUGCCCGGGAACCCGAUCCUCUCCCGGAAACUCUCGGUUCGCCUCUCGCCGCUGCGGCGGGGUGUCGGCAGGGCUCUCCGCCCCAGCUCAGCGGCCGAGGUGGAAGCGGGGGGACGGUAAGAGGUAACUUCUCGCACUUCUCCGGAGAAGACCCGGCGCUGCCCCGCGUCCGGGGGGGCGGCGGCGGCAGCGCCUGUGUUCCCCGCCGCCCGCUGCGGCGGCAGAACUUUUCCCCUCCGAGCGCGGAGCGGCGAGUGGGGCCCGGGAGCGCCGGCCGCGGCGGGAGGAGCGCGGCGGCGGGGCCGGCCGGGCGGCGGCGGCGAUGAAGCUGAGCCGGCAGUUCACGGUCUUCGGCAGCGCGGUCUUCUGCGUGGUGAUCUUCUCCCUCUACCUGAUGCUGGACCGCGGCCACUUCGACCACCCGAAGAGCCCGCGGCGGGAGGGCACCUUCCCCAAGGGCCAACUUUCAAUGUUGCAAGAAAAAAUAGAUCACUUAGAACGCCUGUUGGCAGAAAAUAAUGAGAUUAUUUCAAACAUAAGAGAUUCUGUGAUCAAUCUGAGUGAAUCAGUAAAGGAUGGUCAAAAAAAUGCAGAGGCUAUAAACUUCAGUCAAGGAUCUGUCUCCGAGCUCUUUCCUUCUGCUUCAGUUUUGCUUUCAGUUGACUCUGAGGAUUGUUUGUUUGCUUCAAAAAGUGGAAGUCACAGUUCAAGUGUACAGAUGUUGGAUGUCUAUGACAUUCUUCCUUUUGAUAAUCCAGAUGGUGGCGUGUGGAAACAAGGAUUUGAUAUCACAUACAAUGAAAAUGAAUGGGACAAUGAACCACUUCAAGUUUUUGUUGUGCCUCACUCACAUAAUGACCCAGGUUGGCUGAAGACUUUUGAUGAUUACUUCAGAGAUCAGACGCAGCAUAUCUUAAGUAAUAUGGUUAUAAAACUGCAAGAAGACAAUCGAAGGAAAUUUAUGUGGUCUGAGAUUUCUUACUUUUCAAAAUGGUGGGAUGGAAUAGAUAGCCAAAAAAAGGAUGCUGUUAAAAGGUUGAUAAAAGAUGGACAAUUUGAAAUAGUAACAGGAGGAUGGGUCAUGCCUGAUGAAGCCUCUCCUCAUUAUUUUGCUUUAAUUGACCAACUGAUAGAAGGACAUCAAUGGCUAGAAAAGAACCUCGGAGUAAAACCAAAGUCUGGUUGGGCAAUUGAUCCUUUUGGGCAUUCACCAACAAUGGCCUACCUUCUAAAACGCACAGGAUUUUCCAAUAUGCUUAUACAGAGAGUUCAUUACUCAGUUAAAAAACAUUUUGCAAUGCAGAAGACACUAGAAUUUUUUUGGAGACAGAACUGGGAUUUGGGAUCCAGUACAGAUAUCCUUUGUCAUAUGAUGCCUUUCUAUAGCUAUGAUGUUCCUCAUACUUGUGGUCCAGAUCCGAAAAUCUGCUGCCAGUUUGAUUUCAAACGUCUUCCUGGAGGACGAGUAAGCUGUCCGUGGAGAGUUCCACCAGAAGCCAUUCAUGCUGGAAAUGUUCAGCACAGGGCUUGGAUGAUUUUAGAUCAAUACAGGAAGAAGUCAAAGCUUUUCCGUACUAAAGUUCUGUUGGCUCCACUAGGGGAUGAUUUCCGCUAUGCUGAGAGCUCAGAAUGGGAUCAACAGUACCAGAAUUAUCAGAAGCUGUUUGAUUAUAUGAAUUCUCAUCCUGAGUGGCAUGUUAAGGCCCAGUUUGGAACCUUAUCAGAUUACUUUGAAGCUCUGCGCAAAGAAAGCAAUUUGGGUGAAAAGAGCAGCAAUUCAUUUUUCCCUGUUUUAAGUGGAGACUUCUUCACCUAUGCAGACAGAGAUCAUCAUUACUGGAGUGGAUAUUUUACAUCGCGACCCUUCUAUAAACGACUGGAUAGAGUUCUGGAAUCCUACUUACGAGCAGCUGAAAUCCUCUACUCCUUGGCUUUGGUACAGUCCAGCAAAUCUGAGAAAAUGGGUCUAUUUCCUUCAGUGGAUAACUAUAAAUUGCUGACAGAAGCUAGGAGGAACCUUGGACUCUUUCAGCAUCAUGAUGCUAUUACAGGAACGUCUAAAGAUUGGGUAGUUGUGGAUUAUGGCACUAGGCUUUUCCAUUCAAUAAUGAACUUGAAGAAAGUGAUAAUUGACUCCGCUCAUAUUCUUAUCCUAAAGGAUAAAGGUGCUUAUAAUUAUGACACAUCAACUCCAUUCCUGAAAAUGGAUGAUGUUCAAUCUUCCCAAGAUUCUUUGCCACGUAAGACAGUUAUAAAGCUGACAUCACAACCAAGGUACCUUUUGAUAUAUAAUCCUACGGAACAAGAGCGAUUUUCAGUUGUUUCAGUCAAUGUGAAUUCACCCAGAGUUAAAAUAUUAUCUCCUUUGGGAAAACCUGUUAGUGUCCAGAUCAGUGCUGUUUGGGAUGGAGCAACUACAGUAUCACAUGAAGCAUAUCAGAUCUCUUUCGUGGCGCGUCUACCACCUCUGGGGCUUGGAGUUUACCAGCUUUUGGAGGUUCAGAGUUCAGAAGCAGUUUUAGCAGACUAUAAUAUAUACACAAGGAAUAGUAGGCAGGAGAAGCCGGACAGACUUUUCAAGAUAAAAGAGAUGCAGAAUUCUGUGGAUAAUAUCAUCUUAGAAAAUUCUUAUAUGAAACUGUGGUUUUCUGGAAUGUCUGGAUUACUUGAGAAAAUAAAUACCAAAGAAGAUGGUAAAAAUCAUCAAAUGAAGGUUGAGUUUUCUUGGUAUGGAACGACAAGUAACCGGGAUAAAAGUGGAGCUUAUCUCUUCUUACCAGAUGGAGACGCCAAGCCUUAUAUUUUCACAGAUCCACCUACCGUAAGAGUUGCUCAUGGAAAGAUUUUCUCAGAAGUUGUUUGUUUUUUCCACCACGUGACACACACCAUGCGACUGUAUAAAGUCCAGGGUUUGGAAGGCCAGUCUCUUGAAGUUUCCAAUAUUGUGGAUAUUAGAGGAGAAUAUAAUCGUGAGCUUGCCAUGAGAAUUUCAUCUGACAUAAACAGUCAAAAUAAAUUCUAUACUGAUCUUAAUGGAUAUCAGAUCCAGCCCAGACUGACGAUGAGCAAAUUACCUCUUCAAGCAAAUAUCUAUCCUAUGACUACAAUGGCUUAUAUCCAAGAUGUUGGCGUGCGUUUGACACUUCAUUCAGCUCAAUCUCUAGGUGUUGCAAGCUUGAAAAAUGGUCAGUUGGAAGUGAUCAUGGAUCGUCGUCUUAUGCAGGAUGACAACCGUGGCCUUGGACAAGGUGUCCAAGAUAACAAGAUUACAGCUAAUAUCUUCCGACUUCUGCUGGAAAGAAGACAUGGAACAGAUGUGAAUGAAGAGAAGGCAUCAGUCAGUUUUCCCUCACUUCUUAGCCAUAUGACUUCUUCUUUCUUAAAUCAUCCUGUAAUUCCAAUGACAACAUAUGCAGAUUCAGGUGUCCCAGAGAUGCUAAAUACUUUUUCUCCACUCGUGUCAUCUAUGCCUUGUGACAUGCAUAUAGUCAAUCUGAGGACAAUCCAAUCAAAGGUAGAUAUUGAGCCGUCUGAUGAAGCUGCUCUGAUUCUUCACAGAAAGGGAUUUGACUGCAGAUUUUCAAACAGAGACAUGGGUCUGCUCUGUUCCACUACUCAGGGAAAGAUAAAGGUGCAUAAACUCUUUAACAAAUUCAGAGUGGAAAGUCUUACACCCACAUCUUUAUCUUUGAUGCAUUCACCUCCGGAUGCCGGAAAUAUAAGUGAAAUAAAUAUGAAUUCUAUGGAGAUAAAUACGUUCCGGAUUCGGCUAAGAUGAAAUCUGGCUUUACUACUCAGAUAGAGAACAGGAAUCUGCAAAUAUAUCUCCUCUAAGUUUUACGUGCAAUAAGAAGCACAUUAUUAUUAUUCCAGCUUCUGGAUACUGUGACAAAAACAUGCAUUCUAUAAUUUUUUUGACCAACACAGUGAAAAGCCAUGUUGCAAGCAACUUUUUUGUUUGGGGGUUUUUAUUUUGUUUUGUUUUCAUAAAAUAGCAACAUCAGUAUAAGUUAAUGCAACAAGUGAAGAAAUUUCUAAGGAUGUUAACCUCUCAACAGAUUAUAUCUCAGGUUAAAUGCUAACUAAUGAUGUUUUCUGGUGUUUUAAUUUUCAUAAAGAGGGGAUUGGAUUUUAAACAGCCUUCUUUGCUGAUCCUUGAUGAAUUUAUGUACAAAUAAUUCAGUGUAGAAAGUCCUGAUGCAGCUUGGAAAUUAAAUGAAAUAAAAUGUUCUUGUGUAGUAGCUAAUGUCCAAAUAUUUACAAUCAUUUAUAUAAAUGACAAUAAUCUCAAUUUAUUCCACAAUUAAUUUCAAUUUAUUCAACAUAAAGGGGAUUAUUAAUUGUGGUAAAAUAAAAGCCUGCAGUACUUGUGAUAAGUGAUGGUAGAUUUUAAUACUUCUAUCCUUCACCUGAGUUAUGUAAAUAGGAAAACAUGAACCUACAAAAUAAUUUUGCAAUGGAAAUGUUUAAUAAAACUCCCAUUUUGUUACUUGACACACUGGGAUAUGUGCAAUUAUUCCAUUAUCAUGUAUGAUGAGAAAUGUCCAUAAUUAUCAUGAAUACAAGAUUUUUUAUAAAACUCAUUUAGAUACCGAUGUUCUCUGAAAUGAGUUUUCUAUUUCAAGAUUAUCAUAUCAAGAUAAAUGUGCCUUAUUUUUUGAUACGUCUUGUUACAAUUUUGGUGUCUAUGUUAAUGUUUUUGGGGGAAAGUUAGUUUAUAUAAUAAUUAAGCUGUGUAUCUCCUAUUUGACAAUGCUGGCCACACUCUGAUCUAUGUCCUCCUGCACCAAGUUUGUGCUAUCUUAUUCUGAACAUUUUGACUAUUUGAAUGUAUUAAAAUGAUGUCAUAACAUGAGACAGACAAAAAAAAGAAUUACUGUAAAAUCUAAAUUCAGCUGCUUUCAAGGAAAUUGCAACUUGAUGCAGAGUUGAUAGUAAGCAAGACAUAGUUUGCAAACCCAUCAAAAUAUGUGCUUGCAUGUCACAGAUUGUGGUGACCUGUUAAUUCAAAAUCAUGUGCCUAUAUUUUAAAUGACAUUUUUCAAACUUGCAACCUCACUUACAUUGCCAGUGCUCACGUUACUGAAAAAUGGAAUCUUUACUUUUUGCUUUGUUUUCACAUAUCAAGCAAUCCAUAUUUAGUGCUGAAGUUGUUCAAGUGUGAAAAGUAUUUCCCUAAGUAGAGCUGCUGUUUACAGUUUAUAUAUAUAAACAGGCACCUGAGUGUGAUCCCAUUUCCUAGUCUUCAUUUAUCUUCAUAACUCUUUCUUCUAUCCCUUGCUUAUGCUUUACUUUUCCAUACAUCAUUGCUUAUCUUUAAUACUAAUGCAUGAAAAGUCAUCAUAACUGUUAAAAAGAUAUGCUAUUUUCUAACUCUGAUAUUGCCUACUGUAUUUAAUUUCAUCAUUGUUGGUCCACAGUGUAUCAAAUUAUAUCAUGUAGCUACAGGCUAUCUUAAAAGAAAAUGAAUGUGAAACUUUGAUUUCAUGCAUUGUCACAGGUUGGAUCUCUGUUGAGAUUGUGUAGAUUUCCCUAAUUAAUUCAAGCUACUGUGUGUUUUGUAAUUAAUGGAAUACUUAGUAGGAUCUGGUGCAAGUUAUAUCAAGAAUAUAAGAACCACUAACCACAAAUGGAAGAAUCAGAUGGAUCCAAUAAAUGGAUGUUUUCAUGCAAUAAACAUGUACUGUAACUUUUCUUAGCUGUAGUAUUUGAAAAUCCUAUUUUUUGUUGGAACUUAAAGCUUGGUAGACCUGCCAGCAGAAUUUUCUCAUAACAUCUAUUUUGUUGCAUCUUCAAAAUUAAAAUGCUUCAGAGACUUUUAUGUGUUCUUUGCAAGAGAGCUUUCAAAAUACUAUUUCAGUUUUGUUAGGCAGAAGAAAGAAAAUUUUGAUGCAAUAAAGUUUUGAAGUAUUUUGCCUGUUGGAAUUACUUCCAAAAGAUGUUUCAUAUAACAUUCGAUCAUUUCUUUUAUCAUCAGUUGUACAAUCAUGAUGCCUGAAUCUUCCUUAACCAGCAGAUUUAAUCGUUGUUCCUUUAUUUUGCAUUUUUUUUGUGAACAACAGAACAGCCUUCAAUUUCUGAUCCUUUCCUGAAAUCCAUGACUAAGUCAAAACUCCAGUCACAGAAUCAUAGAAUGGUUUGGGUUGGAAGGGACCUUAAAGACCAUCUAGUUCCAACCCCCUGCCCUGGGCAGGGACACCUCCCACUAGACCAGGCUGCUCAAAGCCCCAUCCAGCCUGGCCUUGAACACUUCCAGGGAUGGGGCAUCCACAGCUUCCCUGGGCAACCUGUUCCAGUGCCUCACCACCCUCACAGUAAAGACUUUCUUCCUAAUAUCCAAUCUAAAUCUCCCCUCUUUCAGCUUGAAACCGUUACCCUGUGUCCUAUCAUUACACUUCCUGAUAAAGAGUCCCUCCCCAUCCUUCCUGUAGGCCCCAGUCAAAGUCUGAUAAUAAAUUUUACUUUAAUUGGUUCAGAAUGUGGCUGUCGAUGGGCUUGGUUGUUGUUUUGUUUUGUUUUUUCCUGACAACUCUUAAUGAAUUCUUACGCCGUAUUUUCUUUACAUUGGAUAUUUCAUUUAAGUUCUUGGGCUUUUUGUGCAUUAGCCAGCUAAUUUAAUCAUAUUAUUUUCUUUUUUUUCUAUUUUUAUAGCUGCUGGGUUUAUAACUACUGGUUAAGAGAACCAAGCAUCCUUACCUUACAAUAUGGUUUUAAAGACAAUGCUAUGUAAUAAAUGGUUUAAAACCUCGUAAUUACUUUUCAUACCAGAGUUGUACCUGUACUGAAUUUUUUUUACAUUUCUUUAUCUUAAAUGUCUUUGGUUGACUUGCUCAUAUUGUCUGAAACAAACUGAUUUCAACUGAAGGUUUUUGAUAUUUUCUCUUGGAAGGUUUUAUAUCUUAUGGGGAUAUGUAAAAUAAGAUCUCGAAUAAAAGAUAAUGUUAUUGUGA
Messenger RNA from Chroicocephalus ridibundus (black-headed gull), 7169 nucleotides. It is a transcript of the gene MAN2A1, whose product is annotated as mannosidase alpha class 2A member 1. NCBI's taxonomy places the organism in Eukaryota, Metazoa, Chordata, Aves, Charadriiformes, Laridae. Bases 542 to 3997 code for a protein of 1151 amino acids. Gene Ontology annotation, cellular component: Golgi membrane. Gene Ontology annotation, molecular function: carbohydrate binding; alpha-mannosidase activity. Gene Ontology annotation, biological process: N-glycan processing; mannose metabolic process; protein deglycosylation. The record is from RefSeq and is a predicted model, not a curated record. The transcript is spliced from 22 exons.